GCGAAGAAGAACUAACAUAUUCAUCGCGCAUCUCCGACAGUAGUUUGCAGUUUCUUCUGGUCUUCUUUUAGUGCUUCUGAAAACAAUCGCCGAUCUUCGAACGCCAGGGCUGCAUCCUGCUGUGGCACUCGUCCAUCCACCGCUUCGUGUUGUGUGCAAGAAUUUUUCGAUCGUUUUUUUUUUUCGUUUGCUGACUGGAAGGGAAACCUCUUUUGGUGAUGUGGUUGUUGGUUCUCCUUCUGACCGGAGCUGAAUUGAUCGCGACGGCAGAAGAUAUAGACGCAAAUAAAGAUGGAGAAUUGUCGAGAAAAAUAUUAGGACAAAGCGUCGUCACUUCUGUGUCAGUCGUAAUGGACAUUGGCAACGGAACCAAAACGAUAUACUCCGAUCCAUUGGGCAAACCGAUGGACAAACCUUUAAGUUCUUCCGAUGUGGCCAGUCCUAUAAAACUUCUCAAUCCUGAUAGAUACGAGUUUUACACCUUUGACGAUAAUGGAAAUCUAGUCAGACGGUUGAUGUCAUUGGAAGAAAUCAAAGGGAUCAUAGCUACAGGUGACAGUGACGGUUUGGAAUACGACUCCGGGUUUUCAGAGGCUUACAUACCAGAAAAAAGAGUCAAUGAUGUUCUGAGUAACGUACAGAAUGUGUUAAAAGAAGAAAUGGAAAUACAUAGUACUAAAUUAGAAGGUUUCCCCACAUUAGACACACCAGAUGUAUCGGAUUCUUGGAACAUGAUACUUCCAGCAGUUUUCGGAAACUCUGGAGCUGAUAUUACUCCUGAAAAACCACCUUUGCAUGUAACGCCAGAUACUAUCAUGAUAGAACCUACUGAAAAACAUCACAGUACGCCUAGAUCUACGCCUAUAACUAGUCCUUCGACAAUAGCUUCUAACAAAGUCUCUGGAUUUCCUCCUCUUUCAAGUUACUCUACAUCUACCACUACUGCUGCUUCUACGUCCACCUCUACAGUCGCUUCUACGUCUACAUCUACAGUCGCUUCUACGUCUACUUCUACAGUUUCUCCUACUUCAACAUCUCCCGUUACCUUCACUAGUGCGUCAACCUCCCCUUCCACUUCAACCUCAACUUCUACAUACGCUACUUCUACUCCAACUUCUAAGUCUACCUUUAUUCCAAUAUUUCCUAUCACCUCUACCUCUUCUGCUAGUUCAACGUCUACACAUAAAUCUCCCUCUAUCACUACUUAUACCUCUCAUCCUUUUGUUGCUUCCAUUUCUACAUCACCUACUAUUUCUGUUGCUUCAGAAAAACCAACGAAAGAAGCUGAAAGAACGACAGUAUUAACCACUGAAUCUAAAGAGGUUGCCACAAACUUAGAUGCAAUUAGUGAUUUCAGUACGAAAGAAUAUAUUCCUAUUAGUACAAUAACGGCACAAAAACCAGAUAGAACUACUGGUUCAUACCAAGAUACUCAGAGUACUUACAUUCCUGUAACUGAUAAGUUUAUUAAACUAGAUACUGUCACUUCUCCACAACCAACGCCCAGUAAAAUUCAUUUUGUUAAGAUUGAACCACUUACAUCUACGACAGAGUUAUCUACAACAGAAGAUGAUCGGUUCAUAACGGAAUCAGCGUCAAGUUCAUCUACAAAUAAAAAUGUGCCAGAAGAAAGCGUAACAAAUUUGCAGGAACUAACCAUACAGUCUGUUGAAUCAACAAUAAACUGCACAUCAGACAAAAAUGAGAUAGACACCACAACUACACCACCAUUGAUCGAUGAUAUUAAUGCCAUAGAUAAAAUAGCUGCACCAGAAAUUUUGAAUCAACUCUUUGCGACACCAUUGGUUCAUGAUAUUAACAGCGAAAUUAUGAGAGAUACAAUGAACCAGCUUUUGAACAACGCUCCAACAGAAAUUAGCAAUGAUACAUUCGAAACAACUACAGAAAAUAUUAGUUCUACCGAUACAAAUGAAUCAACUUUCUCUUUAAGGGAAGGAACAACUGUGGGUAGUACUUUAACUACAUUAGGAGAAAUAUUUACAGUGAAAAUUCCUUUAUUACCUGCAGAAAAAGACAAUGUAAAUACAAUUGCUAACGACUUUAGUGAAACUGAAGGCACUUCUAUAAUACCUACUACAUUUUCAGUAUUAAACAACACAUACAUGUCAACUAAAACAGAAAAAGUUGUUACCACUCUUCCUCACAAUAUUUCUACUAUAGAAACCAAUAGAAAACCUGUAAUAGAAUAUUUAAAUGGAGCACCUAUCAAGAGUACAAAGUUAGAAGCUUCUAAUGAAACUAUCACUGAAGAAGAAAAUUCUAAAGAAGUGAUAAAAACAACAACUGAAGCUGAAUUACCUAAUUUAAAUGGUACUACAAUUAUCGGUCCAAUUACACUAAUCGACAAUGUUAAUGACCAAAAUGAAAGUAGUAUACGAAUACCAUUAAUUGAACCCACGCAGAUCACAUCGCUGAUUCUAAACACCAAAAGUACCGAUACGCCUUCUAUUAGUAUUAUUAUCAAUGAAUCUACCAAAGGUACUACUACACAACUAGUUACUACCAGCACUACUGCACGCCCGUCUACCUAUACAACUCCAAAUGAUACCAAAAGUGUAGUACUUGAAACUGUCAGUAUCGUACCACCUUCUUCCACGACAUUAAAAAAACCAGAAAGUACUACUGAGGAUAAGCCUAUAGCCACACAACUAAAUAUAUUACGAACUACAGAACAAUCCACAAUUAAACCACUGACUGUGACAACUAAAAGUCCAACGACAACAGUUCACUCAACGUCUCCAAAAGUGGUAUUAGGUACUUCAAAAGAGCCAGAGACGAAAACCAACUGGACUUUGGUACCGACUAUUGCACCUCACAGUGGAAACACUUUUGAAAAUCCUCUGUCUUCUGUAGAAACUUAUCCAGAAAUUUUAGAACCGUCUCAAAUUAUUGACUUAAAAGCUGAACCUUUCAGUGGUUUUGGUCUGGAAGACAGUACUUCUGCGUUAGAAAGAGAUAUCUAUCAAUUUUCUCAGUUAUACAAUGAACUGGCAUUUGAUUUUUGGAAGACUAGCACUAAUACUUUAAGUCAUGCUAGAAGUGUUGUUGUGUCACCUUUCGGGGCUAUCUCUUUGUUGGCGAUGAUUUUCUUAGGAGCCAGAGGUUCUACAUCAGCAGAAAUGAAUGAAUUACUAAAACUAGAUGACAUGAUAACUUUCAAUCCUCAUUUGGUGCUUAAAAACGUUGGUGAAUCAAUCGUACCUGAAGAGAAAGGAUCUGGUAUCGUAACAUCUGCUAUUAUCCGAGAAAUGUUUAGCGAUAAAGGCAAAGGAAAGAUUUUACCAUUCUACAAGGAAAGAGUACGAGCGUUUUAUGAUGGAUACGUUGAAGAAGUCAACUUUUCAGAAAUUGGGGACAUUAUAAGAAGAAGGACGAAUUUACAAGUGAAGAAGCAUUCUUCUGGAAGAAUCCCAGAAUUCCUGACUGAUAUGUCCGUUGCUGGAAAACCACCUCUAUUAGGACUUAGUGUUAAUGUUUUCCAGACAGAUUGCAGUAUUACUUCAGCCGAAGAAAGAGAUAGUGAAAUGCAUUUUACUGUGCUUCCCAGCAUAAGACAAAGAAGACUUGUUCCAAUACCUGCGGCUCUUUAUAGAUCAGGAUUUUUGGCAGGCUACGAAGCAAGCUUGGAUGCCACAGCAGUAGCUAUCGGAGAUAAGACCAAAACUGUUAGUACUAUUUUCGUGAUGCCUGGUCAACAAGGUAUGCCUGCUCCUGGAGAUGGGUUAGCGAGAUUAGAGAAGAGUCUAGUUGAAAGCUCUGUUAAAAAAGGAGCCUGGUCGAGACUUUUGCGUUCACUGAUACCACGAGCAGGCCUUGAAGUACAGAUUCCCAAAAUAGUCCACAGAUCAGUCAUCAACACCACUUUUGCGCUCAGCAAGAUGGGAUUCACAGAACUUUUCAACAAAGAAAAAGCUGAUCUUAUGGGCAUGAAUGGAGUGCCUAAUGAGCUUUAUCUUUCAGAUAUUAUCCAGCUUAAUCAGUUUACGACGUGUGGUGAACGCAGAUCAGACCAUCAUUCAGAGAUCUAUCCAAAUAGAUCCGGGCGAAACGGAAAAUUACUGUCAUUUAUGCAGAUGGACGAUCACUUCGCGAGGGAUCUUACGUCUAGCGAUUUCCAGGAUCCCCUUCACGACCUCAGCUAUCUGGACUUGCCACUGCCCCUGAGGCCAAGACAGGCAAGAAAACCCGAGCUUCCGAGGCUCAAAUUUGACAGACCUUUCCUCUACUUUGUUAGGCAUAAUCCUACGGGAUUGAUUUUGCAUAUAGGUAGAUUUAAUCCCAGACUGUUGCCGUGAGAAAGUGGUUUUAGAUGUAGGUUUAAAGUAUUGUAUGUAAACCGUGUGACAGCUGAAGUUUUGGCGAAGUGGCAGAUCUAGUAACAUUGAAAAGUAUUACUUAGAUAUUUUUAAAUAAAUCUCAGUAUUGUGGCUUUAGUAUUACCAAAACUUUAGUUUGUUAGUUUGUAAAUGUGUGGAUGAGGUAUUAAGUUAGUUUUUUGUUACUAGCUGGUAGGUAGUACCGCACAAUAAUGGUUAGUUCUUUGCCAUUUUGGCAGCAUAGCAAUUUAAGUACAUAUUUGUUUGUCAUUAAUUACAAAGUGAAAUCGGGAUAGUUCUCGGGAGUUGGCUCUACAUACCUAUAUCAUUUAGCUAAAGUGUGGCGACACUGUGACGCAUGCUAGUGUGGCAACACUGUGACGCACAAACAUAAGAUUCAGCUGUGGGUUACAUAGGGUGCACUAAUAUCCAAGCUGUCCAAAACUUUAACAUCGAAAUAAAAAAGCUUCUGUUAUAAUAACUGGUACAAGUUUUUAAUUAAAAAUUAAAUUAAAAAUUAAAAUUGAUUACAAUAGUUGUUCCGAAGGAAAGUUUUGGGACUUCAGUGACAUUUGAUACUACAGUGGAACCUCGUUAACUCGGAUUAAUCGGGACCGCGGCCGAUCCGGGUUAUCGAAAAUCCGGAUUAGCCGGAGAAAAUGGUAAAAAUCAAUAAAAUACGGUAUACUUACAGAUAAACUCCGUUAUAAUUGAAAUAACAUGAAAUAUAUAUGAACAGUACACAUCUUAAUUACGUAUCAAUUACGACUUUAUCAAUUCUACCUAUAAUGCUUCUAGUUUCUUUUCCAUUGUAACAUUUUUACGUUUUGUUGCCAUUAAGUAGACAAAAAAAAACACGCAAACACAAAAUCUGAAUAGAUUUACGAACGAUUACAGAACGGAAGCGAACAAUAUGACUGUUACUACACACAAUACGGUCUCAAUCGCAACGAUGUUAUGUUAUUUAAUAACAGUGAAGACUAAGACCAUUGUUUAAAAAAUAAUUUUUUAAUAGUCUUUUAGUCUUUAUUAAACAAUUCUAAAACAGUUUGAAAUAAAUAAAGCAUACUACAGGUGCUUGUUGUUUCCGAUAACACGACAAUGAAUGUCGUGUGCCAUGAGUCAUUUUUACUAUCGUAUAUGUAGUUGAAAUUACACAAAUACCCAUUAUCUCUCAAAUAUUAUAUUACAUACAUUUUUAUUGAUGAAAUGUUUGUCUGAUAAAAAUCGGUCCGGGUUAGCCGGACUUCCGGGUUAUCGGGGGCCGACUUAUCGGGGUUCCACUGUAAUAACUUCAAAUCCAAACUAGUUAACAAAUUAAACAGUGGCUGGGUUUAAAUUGAAGACUACAAACUCAAAGUAUUAAAUUAAACGACCUGACGUCAAUGAAAAUCGAUACAACUGUACGGGAACAGCAUGUACCAUUAGGUACUUGAAAUAGCAAUUACCCCUGGAACUGACUUACAACCGGAACUGAGUUGGUAGGCUAUUGCAGACUAUUACAUAUAUUGAAGUCCAAACCAGAUGUCGUUGUUAUUUCAAGUAGUGAAUGCUAUUCCCGUACAGACCAGGACGCAUCUGUAAAAAUAUUAGUACAUUUGGACGUUGAGAUGUGACUUAAAUUUUUUUGCAGAAAUUGCUUGAAAAUAACUCAAAUAAUAAUAUUUGAGUUAUCCUCUCUCUCAAAAAGGUCCGGAACAUUGUUUAAAUAGUCAAAAUGUCAAAAAUAAAGGAAAAAUUCGAUUUUUUUCUUCGUUUUUUGAUUAUAACUUUAAAAGUAUUAAUUUCCGAGAUAAGUGGCACUGCCAUAAAAGUUGCGUAAUUAAAUUUCCUAUAAUAUAGAAUUGGUUAAAAAUUUAAAAAAUAGUCUCCCUUGUUGCAAAUAGCAAUAAUUGCGAAAAAACCAUACAAAAACAAUCAUUCGCAUUUUACGUUUUUCAAUCACUUAUGCUACACUUAGGACCUUCAUAUUUCAUCCAGAAAAACUUUAUGAUACAGUAAAACAAUACUGUAAAUUUCAUUAAGAUCGGUUCAAUAGAUUUUGCAAAAUAAAUUUUAAAAUCCAGCUUUUGCAAAAAAAAUUCAUUUUUUCAAAAUGUUACAGGACUGAAAAUAAAGCUGAACAAAUAAAGCUAAAUAAGACUGAAAUUUUUUUGCUUAUAGAAGUGUACUGUACUUUCAUUUGCAAUUUACAAAACUAAAAUCGAUUAACUACCACGGCGUCAGGAAUUUUUUUAAAUAAACAUUAAUUAUUGGUGCUACGCGCACGACAGCGGAUAGUUUGCUCUAAUUGGGCAUUCCAUUGACCUUUGAUAAUGAUUGAUACAUUUUUAAUUUUUAUUACAUUUCGAUAUAAAUAAAUAAAUUUGUUUAUUGCAAAAUAAAAACACAUACCCUAUCCUUUGAAAUACCACUUUUUUUAGCAAAAACUUUCUUUGUUCAUAUACCUAUUUUCACUUAGAGAAUAAAAGUUUAUUAUUUUUAAACAUAUGCGAUUGUUUAAACAAUAUUUCACAAACAAUAAUAAAAUUAGUUUGAUUUUUGUGGAAUUAAAACAUUAAAAUACAACAAAGUAUAGAGUAAGAAAAUAAUAUAUUAGAUAAAGAUUGGAAGAAAUUUUGGUGGAAAUCAACUUGUGUGAAUCGAACACCGCUGUCCUGCGCGUAGCACCAAAAGUUAAUGUUUAUUUAAAAAAUUUACUGACGCCGUGGUAAUUAAUCGAUUUUAAUUUUGCAAAAUGCAAAUGAAAGGUACAGUACACUUCUAUAAGCAAAAAAAAUUCAACUUGCUAUCUGCUUUAUUUUCAGUCCUGCAACAUUUAAAAAAAAACGAAUUUUUUUUGCGAAAGCUGGAUUGCAAAAUUUAUUUUGCAAAAUCUAUUAAACCGAUCUUAAUGAAAUUUACAGUGUUGUUUUAAUAUAUCAUAAAGUUUUUCUGGGUAAAAUAUGAAUGUCCAAAGUGUAGCAUAAAUGAUUGAAAAACGUAAAAUGCGAAUACUUGUUUUUGUAUGUUUUUUUUCGCAAUUAUUGCUAUUUUGCAACAAGGGUGACUAUUUUUAAAAUUUUUAACCAAUUCUAUGUUAUAGGAAAUUUAAAUACACAACUUUUAUGUCAGUACAACUUUUCUCAGAAAUGAACAGUUUUAAAGUUAUAAUGAAAAAACCAAUAAAAAUCGAAUUUUUCCUUCAUAUUUUGACAUUUUGAUUAUUUAAACAAUGUUCCGGACCAUUUUGAGUGGGAGGAUAACUCAAAUAUUAUUAUUUGAAUUAUUUUCAAGCAAUUUCUGCAAAACAAUUUGAGUCACCCUCACAACGUCCAUCUCAAAACAGAUGCGCCCUGGACUAGUGUAGAUUUAUCCAUUUUCAUCGACUCCAUCUCGUUUAAUUUAAUGCUUUUAAGUAUGUAGUUAACAAUUUAAACCCGAUCACUGUUUGGUUUUGCGAUUAUUAACGCAAGAACUUCAAAAUUCACUGAAGAUGGACUGAUUGUUAAAUUUUUUUAAUUACAAAGUAUUUCACAAAUGAUGCAUUUCUCGAAAGGGGUUUUCGAACACGAUUUAGUUUUCACCCAUUAUUAAUUUAAUAUCAUUCGGACAUCUUCAUUCACAACAUGUAUGUAUGGUUUUAGGUAAGUAUUUUAAAAAGACUUGAGGAUUAAAGUACAAUUGAAACAUUUAAAGAAAAACUGUUCUUGUAUUUUAAGGGAGAGUCUGUACUGAAUGUAAGAUUUGUUAAAUAAUGUAUGUUUAAUUUAUUUUAUUUUUUUUUUGUAAAAAUCAAAAGAUCUGAUUUUUUUUAUAUGUUAUAUGUAUAAUAUAGUGAGUAUCUCAAACACUGGAUCUAUAAAAAUAAAAAUUAUUACUUA
Diabrotica virgifera virgifera (western corn rootworm) is the source of this 8200-nucleotide messenger RNA. RefSeq names its product mucin-5AC. Bases 219 to 4316 code for a protein of 1365 amino acids. The transcript is spliced from 6 exons. Gene Ontology annotation, molecular function: serine-type endopeptidase inhibitor activity. The record is from RefSeq and is a predicted model, not a curated record. NCBI's taxonomy places the organism in Eukaryota, Metazoa, Arthropoda, Insecta, Coleoptera, Chrysomelidae.